Pieris napi is the source of this 1178-nucleotide messenger RNA. RefSeq lists its product as uncharacterized. The transcript is spliced from 2 exons. The coding region runs from base 138 to 809 and encodes 223 amino acids. The record is from RefSeq and is a predicted model, not a curated record. Lineage: Eukaryota; Metazoa; Arthropoda; Insecta; Lepidoptera; Pieridae.
CGCGCACACGGUACAAGUAAUCUACUCGUGUCGUCUCGUUAGUCGUUGUACGCUACCAAAGCAAAUACGUCAUUAUUUGUGCGCGCACUAUGUCAAGUAAUUUUUUAAAUGAUCAAGAAUAUAAUAUUACCUAAAAUAUGGAUUGGACGAAUGAUAAAAUCAUCAAAUUUAUUCAAGCUGUUGAAACUUAUCGUAUUUUAUGGGAUUCCAGUCACCAUGAUUAUAAAAAUAGAAACAAAAAACACGACGCCACUCAAGAUUUGGCUCAACGUUUUAAUUGUGACUCGACUGAGGUAAUGAGAAAAUGGAAGAUUAUUUUGGCGCAAUAUCGAAGAGAAAAGAAGAAAAUCUCGGAUUCAAAAUCUUCAGGUUCUGAGCUUUCCGAGAUAUAUAAGCCAAAAUGGUUUGGUUAUGCAUAUCUGAAAUUCUUUCAUGGGAGGGACGAACCGAACGUCAGCAUGUCAUCACAAGACGAAAUAAAUGAACAAUUAAUACAAGAUACCAAGUAUGAAGAAACAGACACAGAAAAUGAAGAUCAAGAAUGUCAUUAUAAAAGGCCAGUCAAAAAGUUGAAGAAUCCAAAGAACUCGCUGAAACGUCGUGCUGACGAUGAAGACCCGAAAGUUACUCAUACUUCGUCCGUAAUGGAUAACGUAAAUAAGCAAGCAAAUAAGCGUGAUGACGACGAAAUUUUUGCUGCAGCCGUAGCGACGAAAUUAAAAAAAAUUAAAGAUGGGCGGACGAAGAUUUUAGUGCAACGGGAUAUCGAUAAUUUAUUGUAUGACGCCAUUAUCCUCGAGUAUGGUUGAUGGGUUUGGUUAUCUAGUAACACAACACACAAAUAAGUACUUAAUAAAAACUUAACUUAAAAGACAUAAUAAAAAGUAUCUCCUAUAAGACUUAUAAUAAGUUUAAUACCUAUAAAGACGCAAGUGAACAUUUUAAAAUUGAUACUUUAGACUCUUGGCGAAAACAUAACGAUUUAUUGUUACUACAUGACAGCAUCUUAAGUAAAGUUAAUUGCAGCUCACUUUUAGAUGAAUUGCCCUGCCUACAAGAGUCGUAAUCGUGAUUUGUUUCAUGUUCCUCACAUUAACACCAACUAUGCAAAAAAAAGGGUGCAUGUACGCGCGUAAGAAGUUAUACUUCUUUGGCAUUAUUAAAAAUAGUUUUUGAUU